GGCGACUGCGCCUCAGAUCCAGAUAGAAUCGGGUCCAGUCAUAAUGUCGCUCAAUGGCGGCCAGAAUCUCAGCUUGGAUGCGCUGGCCAAUGGCCUGAAUCAAUGUGGAACCGGUAGUUCACCGGCCAUCGGAUUGUGGAGUGGCAUGGUGACCGUUCUCCUGCAAUCCCUUCUGUCCGCCCAGUGUUUUAUUUCACCCAGCAGCCAGUGGCCAGCGGACUACGGAGGUGACUUUGGUCAACCCUAUGACUUUGUGGUCAUCGGAGCAGGAUCCGCGGGAUCCGUGGUGGCCAGUCGGCUCAGUGAGAAUCCCGAGUGGAGAGUUCUCGUCCUGGAAGCGGGCGGAGAUCCACCCGUCGAAUCCGAGCUGCCUUCGCUUUUCUUCGGCCUGCAGCACUCGGAGUUCACCUGGAACUACUUCACGGAACCGAGUGACGAGUCCUGUCAGGGAAUGAAGGAGGGUCGCUGCUAUUGGCCGCGUGGCAGGAUGUUGGGAGGAUCCGGAGCGGCCAAUGCGAUGCUGUAUGUGCGAGGCAAUCGGCGGGACUUUGAUGGCUGGUCGGCGAUGGGCAACGAGGGCUGGAGCUACGAUGAGGUGAUGCCCUUCUUCGAACGAUCCGUGACGCCCCAGGGAAAUGCCACACAUCCCAGGGGCUAUGUGACCCUGAGUCCCUUCGAGCGGCAGGAUGAUCCCAUUCACCAGUUGAUCAUCGAAGGAGCUCGGGAGCUGGGACGACCGUAUGUGGAGCGAUUCGAGGAGGGCAGUGAGACGGGCUAUGCCCAUGUUCCUGGCACCGUGAGGCAGGGUCAAAGGAUGAGCACGGCCAAGGGUUAUUUGGGUGCAGUGGCCGGAACGCGACCCAAUCUCCAGGUGGUCAAGAAGGCCCUGGUGACCAGGCUGAAUUUGGACGGAGAUCAGCGCAUCUCAUCGGUUACCUUCGAAAAAGACGGUGUCAUUCACCGCGUCGGGGUCACCAAGGAAGUGGUUCUCUCGGCGGGAGCCAUCGAUUCACCAGCUCUUCUCCUGCGUUCUGGUAUCGGUCCUCGCCAGCAAUUGGAGGAUCUAAAUAUACCCCUUCAGUUGGAUCUUCCCGGAGUGGGACGCAAUCUCCAGGAUCAUGUGCUGGUUCCCCUCUUCCUGCGACUCGACGAGGGUCAAGCUGAGGUCAUCACAGAGAAGGACAUGCUGGAUGGCGUCUAUGAGUACCUCAUCCAUCGGCGGGGACCCCUGGCCACCCACAGCACAGCCUCCCUGGUGGCCUUGAUCAACACGAAUGGUAGUAGUGAUAGUCCCUAUCCGGAUACGGAGAACCAUCACCUGUUCUUCCAGAGAGGCAAUCAUGCUUCGCUGGAACUCUUCACCAAGGGUUUGUCCUUCCAAGAGGAGUACGUAGAAUCGCUGCAGGAAUAUCUGAGGGACUCGCAUCUCCUGUGUGUCUUUGUUUUGCUUUCCCAUCCCUUGGCCAGAGGUGAAUUGCGCCUGAGGAGUGCAGAUCCCAAGGAACCGCCCAUUCUCAAGAGUAACUACCUAACGGAACCCGAGGAUGUCUCGACUUUAAUGCGAGGCAUUCGGUAUAUAGAAUCCCUGGAGCAGACCAAAGCCUUACAAGAUCACCGGGCCGAGUUGGCUAGGAUUCCCAUUGAAGAGUGUGAUAGUCUGAGGAGCUAUCGCAGUGAGGAGUACUGGCGUUGCUAUGCCAAAUACUUCACCAUCACCUGCUACCAUCAGUCGGGCACCGUGAAAAUGUCUCCUAAUUCCGAUCCCGAAGCCUGUGUAAAUCCCCGACUGAAGGUCCAUGGAUUGGAUAACCUGCGGGUGGCGGAUGCCAGCAUUAUGCCAGCCGUUGUCAGUGCGAAUACGAAUGCGGCCACCGUGAUGAUCGGGGAGAGAGCCGCCCACUUCAUAGGGGAGGAUUACCGGGUAACCAAUGACGACAGUGGUCGAUUGUGGGUGCCACCGCACAUGCAUGCGGAUGACUUUUAGCUAAAGUUAGCUGUUAGCUUGAUAAUUCCAAACACAGUCGCCCCAUCAAACUGGCAACUUGUCAACAACAAGUUGUCGAUACUAAAGUACAUAAAGAACAC
Messenger RNA from Drosophila takahashii, 2085 nucleotides. RefSeq names its product fezzik (gene fiz). Lineage: Eukaryota; Metazoa; Arthropoda; Insecta; Diptera; Drosophilidae. Gene Ontology annotation, molecular function: oxidoreductase activity, acting on CH-OH group of donors; flavin adenine dinucleotide binding. The record is from RefSeq and is a predicted model, not a curated record.